AUGGAACCUCAAAAAGCUUAAAGACUAUCAUAGUUAAAUUUUGCUGAUAUGCUAAAAGCUUCAACAGGAUAAUCAGCGUUAUGUAACACUUAAUCCAUGAAGAUAUUCGAGACAGCAAAAGUUUAUCAUUUUAAUAAAAAACCUAAGCGAGACUAAUUAAUAUUAUCCCCCAAAAAGUAGCAAACAAAAGCCUAAGUUAUUCAAAAAGAUAAGAUCAAAACAUUUAUGCAAAGAGGAUUAAUUCAUAAGAAUUUUAAUCAAUAGAGUUUACCUUAUAAAACAGAGGAAUUAUAGACAAUGGAGAACUUAUCUUAUGAUUAGUCCAUCAAUAUGCAGGGGAAAAAACUUAAUCUACAGUUCACAAAACCAGAUACACAAAUGAUCGCUCCUUGGAUAAAUCAAGAUGUUAAUUUCAAUACAUUUGUUGAGUUAAAUGCUCAUGAUCCUAUUUAAAGCUCAUUUAUAAACGACAAGACUCGAAUUGCUUCACUUGUCGACACAUACAAACAGAUGAGAGGAAGUAAAAUAAGGAAUCCAAGUAAGUCUAUUUAUAAAUACCUAAAGUCAGAUAAAUCAAGCAUAAAUGAAUCUAUGACUAAAGAUAACAGCCAAGUUUUUAUUUACAUUAAGCAAAAUGGUACCUAAACAACUAAGUCAGCAACUUUUAAAAAUCCAUUUAAAUAGUCAACCAUUUCCAAGCCUGACAUAUAAAAUAUUAGUGAUUAGCUAAAUGACUCCAGCUUGGAUGCGAAAGAAGAAACUCAAAGAGCUAUCCAAUAAUUUAACUUCUCAAGUGGGAAAAUACCAUAAGAUUAAAGUGAUUCUUAAAAUUCAAAGCCAUUGAAUUUAUACGAAAAAGUACUUGAAGUUCCUACUCAAAACUUAAUGUAUAAGCAGAUCCCAGUUUAGGCUGAUCCUUUUAAAUCAGCUCUUACUUACUUUCAUUGA
Stylonychia lemnae is the source of this 948-nucleotide messenger RNA. Lineage: Eukaryota; Ciliophora; Spirotrichea; Sporadotrichida; Oxytrichidae. The record is from the annotation of a GenBank genome assembly.